UUACUGUUGAUGAGUGUAGAAGUGAUGAUUAAUGCUGGAUUCUAGAUAGAUUUGAUGCUGAUGUGGCUCAGAAUGGCUCCUGCUCUUCAUCUGAUCUUUCUGCUCAUCAUUCACAGGGUUUCUAGUGCUGAAUGGGGUGUGAAUUACAGUCCUACACAAUUCUGUGCACUACAGAACUCAACAAUGACAAUCAGCUGCACUUUUAAAUACCCGUCUACUGGAUAUCAGAUCAUGAAAGCCUUCUGGAACAUAGACCAGGUAAAACAAGGAGGAGAGUUUGCAGAUCUGUCUAAUAACCCUGAAUACAGUCAGAGGCUUCAGUAUCUGGGAGAUAAACAGCAGGACUGCACUGUCAGACUGAGUCAUGUGACAAAGAAAGAUGAACAUGAGUAUUAUUUCAGAUUCACUACUAAUGUAACAAAGGGAAUAUGGAUUGGUUAUCCAGGAGUGCAUCUCUCUGUCACAGAUCUUCAGCUGGAGUCUCCUGAGAGAGUGACAGAGGGAGAUUCAGUCCGUCUGACAUGUAACAGCAGCUGUAAACUGACUGACACACCAACAUUCAUCUGGUACAGAAACUCACACACAUUGACUAAUAUUGGAGAUGAACUCAACAUCAGGUCAGUCAGUAGAAGAGAAGCAGGCAACUACAGAUGUGGUGUGCAGGGACAAACGUACAUCUCUCCUGCUGUUUAUCUCGAUGUCAGAUAUGCUCCAGAUACUCCUGUGAUCUCCAAUAGAUCUGCUGUAAUAAUGGAGGGAGAUUCAGUGAUCCUGAACUGCAGCAGUGACUCAAACCCUCCUGCUCUGAACUUCAGCUGGUUUAAAGGAGAAACGUUUGUAGGAUCUGGAAGAAUCUUCAACAUCUCCAAGAUCAGCUCUGAUGACAGUGGAAAAUACAAGUGUAGAGCCAGAAAUGACCUUGGAGAGAAAUACUCUGAUCCUGUGACUUUAGAUGUCCAGUACCCACCCAGGACCAUCUCAGUGUCUAUAAAUAGAUCUGCUGUAAUAAUGUCUGGAGAUUCAGUGACUCUGAGCUGCAGCAGUGACUCAAACCCUCCUGCAGAAAUCAACUGGUUUAAAGGGAAAAUGGUUGUAAGAUCUGGAAGAAUCUUCAACAUCUCCAAGAUCAGCUCUGAUGACAGUGGAGAAUACAAGUGUAGAUACAAGAAUGUACAUGGAGAGAAAUACUCUGAUCCUGUGACUUUAGAUGUCCAGUAUCCUCCCAGGAACGUCUCAGUGUCCGUCACUGAUUCUGGUCAUCUUUGGUCUGAUUCAGUGAGUCUGAUGUGCAUCAGUGACUCAAACCCUCCUGCUCUGAACUUCAGCUGGUUUAAGGAGAAUCAAAGCUCAGCUGUUGGAUCUGGACAGAGUUUCAGUGCAGUACAGAGUGGACGCUUCUACUGUGAGGCUCACAAUCCACAUGGAGCUCAGAGAUCAGACGCCAUCACUGUCACUGUUCAUCAAGGCGCUGGGAGAAACAUCAUCAUCACAGUGACAUCUGUAGGAAUAUUAAUCAUCUUCAUCAUCGUCAUCAUGUUUGCAAUUCUUUCUAAAAGGAAGAGCAGAAGAUCUGCAGGGAAACAGUCUGCGAUCUCAGACACUUAUGCAGGUCUGGAUCUCCAGUCUGCGACCUCUGACCUGUACAACACACUCACAAGCGUUCACCACAGACCUGCUGAAAACUCCUGCUCCACUCUUGAUCCUCAGAGCUCUUCUGAACAUCACAAUCCACCAAUCAACAGGAGGAGGCUGCAGUGAGCGGCGGAACCAGAAAUAACCAAUCCUGAGCUGUGAGGGCGGAGCCAUGGGUGAUUGACAAAUCAUUAGUGAUGUCAACUUGUAAAAGUGGUGUUGAAACUGUGUAUGAAGUUAUUGGAUAGGUUUUGUGCAGAAAAAUAAUUUAAAGAGCCCCUAUUAUACAUUAAUAAGGGUCAUAUUUUGGUUUUGGGGGUCUCCAACAACAGGCUGAUCUGCAUGCAAGGUCAAAAAACACUUUCAUUGUCUUAUAAUAUGCAUUUAUUUUUAUCUAAUUAUCCCAGCGACAGAGAGAGUUAACCAGAUACAGUACAAGCGAUUACAAGUAACAAAACACAAUUUAAUACAUCUUUUGCAAGCAAGAAAAAACAAGAAGGCAGCCAUUUUAAUCACACUUACUUACACUUGUGAAAUGGAGGAAGAAACUGAUCCAUGUCUUUUCUGAUCCUUCCUUUAACAAACAUCUGACGAAUCUCCCAUUGUAAGCGUGUAGAUCGCAGAACCACUCGUCAGAAAAAUGACGGGAACAGCAUAAGGCUGGGCUUGCAAAAAUAAACCUCAACCACUGACUCUUCACAGUUUCAUCAUCUUGGGGUAGAGAAAAUAACACUUAACUUUCCCCUCACACUUUCAAUAAUAUCCAGCUGAGCACAGCGUCUUCAUGACUUGAUUCAACCAGGAUCUGCUGAAGUGUUUGUGGGCGGGACCGCAGGUUUCAAUUUUUCAGGGUUUGCGUACGCAGAAAUUUGGCGGGGCUUAAGUUUGUAUUGACGUCACACCAAAACGGCUAAAGACUUGUUAUCCAGACGAUUCAUUUGAAGAACUAUGAGUCGACUCUUUUAUAGAUGAAUCAAUAGUUUUAAACAUUGCGCACUUUCAGAUUUAAGCCUUAGGUGGAUAUUUCACUUCACUUAGAGCUGUGUUACACACUAUAUGGAAGGUCAUUUAGAAAAACCUUUAAGAGACCUUUUUAUUUUUAAUUGUGUGUCUGUAAUUUAUUGUUACUAAUGUUUUUCCAAUGCCAUAUCGUCUUUUACAGUGCCAAUAAAGCCUGUUGAAUUAAUUCAUGUUGUCAGCCAACCCCUCCCCCCUCAGUCAUUUAUGCACUGAUUGAACUGAUAAACUCUGAGCUUCUGCACAUGAUAGAAAAUGAAUAAGGUGAUACUUUUAUAUGUUAUGAAUCU
Messenger RNA from Danio aesculapii, 2939 nucleotides. RefSeq names its product B-cell receptor CD22-like. The coding region runs from base 55 to 1758 and encodes 567 amino acids. The transcript is spliced from 11 exons. The record is from RefSeq and is a predicted model, not a curated record. NCBI's taxonomy places the organism in Eukaryota, Metazoa, Chordata, Actinopteri, Cypriniformes, Danionidae.